AUGCUUCGAUUUCUAACAGUCUCCCAAGUUCAGCGACUUCAUGCGAGAUUUGUCGUCCCCAAUGCUGUUCCAGUCCAACCAAACAUGCUGGAGUCUGCAAUCCAUUCGCCGAUGAACAUGAAACACUACGCAAAGGAGGAAGAUGUUUUCCAGCUUGCUGCGAACCUUGCUGAGAAAAUAAUGCUAAACCAUGCCUUUCAAGACGGGAACAAACGCACCGCCUUACUGGCCGCCGAUAUGUUCUUGAAAAUCAACGGCUUCUAUCUUCAGAAGGUACCAUUCGCGGAGGAUCUACACAACAAGGCGCUAGCAAAUGCUCACGUCGCCGUGAGUCUUGCCAUUUCGUUCGCGAAGGCGUCUGCGGUCUCGAUAUCAAUCUGUUGCUUCGCGGGAAGUUUUCGUGUUCCUUGGGGCGGUUCAUGUCCCAUUCUCGGGUGUUGUCCGUAUACGGCGUAG
Molecule: messenger RNA, 456 nt
Organism: Penicillium canescens
Lineage: Eukaryota; Fungi; Ascomycota; Eurotiomycetes; Eurotiales; Aspergillaceae
Product: type II toxin-antitoxin system death-on-curing family toxin
Exons: 1
Coding region: 1-456 (151 amino acids)
Molecular function (GO): kinase activity
Source: RefSeq, a predicted model, not a curated record